AUACUUUCAUUGACUCUCAGUCUACCACUAACUACAUUGUUAAUCUACAUCUGUUAGUAGAAUUUUCAGACAAUUUUAGUCCAACCAAGUGCAUGCACAAUAAUCUACACCAAUCCUCGGCACUCAAAACAUCUCACAGGAUGAGAGCAGCAGGAGCUAACAGAUACUGGACUCAUGUAAUAUCUUUGUUUCUCAUCUCCACAUCUCAAGCUGCUGCAUCAAGUGGAAACGAAACGGAUCAACUAGCAUUGUUAGCCUUCAAAGCAAAGAUUUCCCAUGAUCCCCUAGGAGCGUUUAGCUCCUGGAAUAUGUCUCUCCAUUUCUGCCUCUGGGAAGGCAUUACAUGCAGCCAACGCCACCAAAGAGUCAUCAUCCUAGACCUCUCAUCUAAAGGUCUGGUAGGUUCCUUGUCUCCUCAUAUAGGAAACAUGAGUUUUCUGACUAAACUUGUUCUCUACAACAACAAUCUUCGAGGCUUGAUUCCUCCAGAAGUAGACCGUCUUUCCAGGCUACAAGUCCUAAGCUUAGGCCGUAAUGCUUUGGAAGGAAACAUACCAGAUACCUUGGGACGACUUAAUAGGUUAGUCAUUCUUGAACUUUUUUCCAGUAAGCUAUCUGGUAUGAUCACUACUUUUUUUAAUCUCUCGUCACUGAAAGUCUAUAAUUUGGCCAAUAAUCAAUUUCAAGGAAGUAUACCAUCAGAAUUCGGAUUGGCCUAUCCCAAUCUACAAAAAAUUCAGCUGUCUGAUAACAAUUUAAGUGGAACCAUUCCUGUAUCACUAUCUAAUGCCUCCACACUUCAAGUUAUUGACUUGCAGUUCAACCGUUUUAGCGGUCCCACACUUGUAGAUUUUGGAAGGCUACCAUAUCUUCAGAAAUUAGGCCUAGCAAAUAAUAAUCUAGGAGUAGGGGAACAUGGUGACUUGAGUUUUUUCGACUCAUUGGUCAACUGCAGCAGCUUAAAGAUACUGGAAGUAGGGGCCAAUAAUUUACAAGGAUCAUUGCCCUGUUCUUUUGUCAAUCUAUCAACUGAGCUAACAAUGAUAAGCUUAGCAGAUAAUCAGAUUUUUGGAAGCAUCCCUUCAGAGAUAUGUAAAUUUACCAAUUUGAUCUUUUUGUCAUUAGGAGGUAACAAGUUCACAGGCAUGAUCCCCCCCGGAAUUGUUAAGCUCAGGAAGCUUCAGCGAAUUGUUCUUUCUAACAACAGACUUACAGGGAGCAUUCCUGCCUCCAUAGGGAACCUGUCUAUGUUGGAUGAAGUUCAUUUAGAAAAUAAUGAAUUGAACGGAACCAUUCCUUCGAGUUUUGGAAAUUGUCCUAUGUUGGUCCUCUUGGAUUUGUCUCAAAAUAACCUCAGUGGGACUAUACCCAACCAAUUUUUUCAUGUUUCUCCUUUUUCUGUCAAAUUGAAUCUUUCUCAAAACCAUUUGGUUGGAUCACUACCAGCAGGUAUUGGUGCUUUGAAAACCUUGGUAAAGUUGGAUGUUUCAGAAAAUGAGCUGUCUGGCUUGAUACCAACAGAGCUUUAUGAUUGCAGUGCCCUUGAAUCACUCUACAUGCGGGGGAAUUUUAUUCAGGGUUUCAAGUCCCAACCAGUGAAAAAGUUAAGAGCUCUGCAAAAUAUUGAUCUUUCUCGUAAUAACUUAUCUGGAAAAAUCCCAGAUUUCUUUGAAACCCUACACUUGAAAUAUUUGAAUCUUAGCUGGAAUAACCUUGAGGGAGACGUACCUAAGAAAGGAUUAUUCGCAAAUGCAAGUGCAUAUUCAAUAGUAGGUAACAGGCUCUGUGGUGGGAUACCUGAACUACAGCUACCAAGAUGCAGUAGUUACAGUCCAGCUUAUCAAAUAAUAGUGGUUCUACUUGGGCUGGUUUUUAUACUACUUAUUUUCACUAUUUUGUUACAUAUUUAUGCAAAUAUGGUGCUGCGUUCAGUAUUAAAUAGACCCAUUUCAGUAUCACCCAUCACAUUGUCAUACAAGCAACUCCAUCAAGCCACUAAUGGUUUCUCAAAAACCAACUUAGUCAGCAAGGGUGCUUCCGGUUUAGUGUACAAAGGAAAAAUUGGUCCACAAUACAAUAAAAGAGCUGUUGCAAUUAAAGUUUUCAAUGAAGAAGCAACCAACUGUUUCAUCACUGAGAUUGAAGCCCUGCAGAAUAUUCACCACAGAAACAUUGUUAAGAUCAUGAGUAUAUGCUCAACUAUUGUAGAGAACCGCGGUUUUAAAGCUAUUGUUUACAAUGUCACUGAGCAUAGGAGCUUGGAGUGGUGGCUGCAUUCAAAAAGUAUGACAUCUCAUGACAAGCUCCAGAUACUGAAUCUUAGUACCAGAAUAAAUAUAGCAAUUGAUGUGGCCAAUGCACUUGACUAUCUUCAUAAUUCUUCGGAUAAUCCCUUGAUUCAUUGUAAUCUAACAUCAAGCAAUAUUUGGCUAGACACAGACAUGUGUGCACAUGUAUCAAAUUUUGGACUCGCAAAGUAUCUUACUGAUAUAGGCAGUGAUAGUCAAGCUCAAAUCAGAUCUGGAGCAGUUCGAACCCCAGGAUAUAAGCCUCCAGAGUACUGCCUGAGAAGCUCAAUGUCAACCAAGGGGGAUGUGUACAGCUACGGACUAAUUUUGCUGGAGAUGCUGACAGGCAAGAAGACUACUGACCCUAUGUUUAACGAAGGUUAUAAGCUGCAGAACUUUGUCUCCAGUGCCUUGUCUGAUGGUGUAAAGGAUAUUAUUGACCCAGUCAAUCUACAUGAACUUAGUAGAGAUGCUGCAGCACAUGCAGAAGACUCUCUGAGUAUGCUUUUCAACAUUGGUGUGAAAUGUACCCUGGAGAUGCCACAGUUUCGACCAGACAUAAGGGAUACCUUAAGCAUGCUGAAAACAGUUCGGAUCAACUUUAAGGCUAAUCAUACUACUGAGGCAUAUGCUCGGACAAGCUCCCUAGCUUCAGUCAUUAUGGCUCAAAGAAACAUGAAAUCUCUACCAUUGUAUGGGAUAACAAAAAUGGCUCCAAACUCAAGAUCAAUGUCGACGUUAUCAUCAGUCGUGGUGUCAUAUGUGGAUCUCCACAAAGCAACUAAUGGAUUUUCCCUUACUAAUCUAGUCGGUGCAGGUGGCUAUGGCUCUGUUUAUAAAGGAAGAUUUCUUUUAGGGAAUAGUGGAUUAGAAGACGGAACAGGAACAGCUGUUGCAAUCAAAGUAUUCAACCUUCAGCGUAGAGGUGCAGUGAAAAGUUUCAACACUGAAUAUGGAACCUUAAAAAACAUUCACCACCCGAAUCUUGUAAAGACUAUAACUACUUGCACAAGUGUAGAUAAGGAGGGUGGUGCUUUUCGAGCAAUUCUUUAUGAGUUCAUGGAUCAUGGAAGUUUAGAAAUGUGGUUGCAUCCAAGAUAUAAAAAUUACUACAAUGGUCCCCUCCAACCUCAUAUACUGAGCCUUCACGCUAGAAUAGAUAUAGCAGUUGGUGUCGCCAGUGCACUGAGUUAUCUUCAUCAUCAAUGUGAGCAUUCCAUAAUUCACUGUGAUCUAAAACCUGGCAACAUUUUGCUAGACAAAAACAUGGUUGCUCACAUUGCUGAUUUUGGACUGGCAAUAUCCCUUCCAAAAUCCCCGGAAUUGAACCAAUUGAGCAGCUCAGCUGGAAUGCGAGGAACCCUGGGAUAUAUACCUCCAGAGUAUGGCCUAGGAUGCAAGAUGACAACCAAGGGAGACACUUACAGCUUUGGGAUUCUAUUGCUGGAGAUGCUGACAAGAAUGAAGCCUACUCAUCGUAUGUUUCGUAAAGGUCUUAACCUUCACAACUUUGUUUGGAUGGCCUUUCCUAACAACAUUGUUGACAUUACUGACCCACUUAUGAAGAUAAGAUCAUCUGCAAAUGAAGGGGAAUGCCUAACUAGACUGUUCAAUAUUGGUUUAGCAUGCUCCAAGAUCUCAUCAAAAGAUCGACCAGACAUGCAUGCUGUAUUACUUGAGCUGAAAUCCAUUAGGAACAGCUUCCAGUUGAAUUAGUUAUGAUAUGAACAUUAGUUCCACAAUGUUGAUUUGCACUAUGCAUAAUAAUCUCAUCGAAAAACAAAUUAAUUUCAUUUUUUACGGACAUGAAAAGCUUGUUCUUGAUACGUGG
Daucus carota subsp. sativus is the source of this 4119-nucleotide messenger RNA. Its product is annotated as probable LRR receptor-like serine/threonine-protein kinase At3g47570. NCBI's taxonomy places the organism in Eukaryota, Viridiplantae, Streptophyta, Magnoliopsida, Apiales, Apiaceae. Gene Ontology annotation, biological process: protein phosphorylation. The transcript is spliced from 5 exons. Gene Ontology annotation, molecular function: ATP binding; protein binding; protein kinase activity. The coding region runs from base 93 to 4004 and encodes 1303 amino acids. The record is from RefSeq and is a predicted model, not a curated record.